CAUCAGUCAGGUAUGCCACCUGCCAGCUCACCUUUGAAAAUCCUCUCAGCUGCCAAGCAAGACUCUCCAAGCCAGAGCCUCCUUUCUCAUCCUGUGCCUUUCCAUUAGCAAAGUGAGUUAGCCCAGCCCUCAAGGAAGGCCUCAGCCGUCCAUCAUCUCCAGUCACCCUGAUGACUCAGAAGAGCUUCGCUCUGAGGAAACCUCACGCGGUGAAACCUGGUCUUAAGAGAAAUCGCUUGUAGUUUUGCAGGCUUCACAGAGCUUCAGCUGUGGCCCAGAGGACUUCAGAAGGAAGGGACCUGAGGAAGUAUUCAUGCUCCUUCCCUGUUCCAAGGACGACACCAUGACAAAGACAUCGACAUGCAUAUAUCACUUCCUUCUCUUGAACUGGUACAUUUUCCUCAAUUAUUACAUCCCAUAUCUUGGAAAAGCAAAUAAAAUUCGAGUCUUUCCUGAUGGGGCACAUCUGAAGUAUUUGACACUCCUCAACCUGCUCUUGCAGGCUGUUUUCUUCGGGGUCACUUUCCUGGACGAUGUCCUGAAAAGAGUACAAGGAAGGAAACACAUUACGUUCCUAACUUCCUGCAGAGAUCUGCUUUUCACUGUCCUGGCUUUUCCUGUGUCCACGUUUGUAUUUGUGGCAUUCUGGAGUGUCUUUCUGUAUGAUAGAGAUCUCAUUUACCCCAGAAUCCUGGACGAAGUCUUCCCAGGGUGGAUCAAUCAUGCAAUGCACACCUGGAUCUUGCCCUUUCAACUGGUUGAAGUCAUCCUCAGACCACAUCGUUACCCAUCAAAGAAGAAGGGGCUCACGCUGUUGGGUGCUUUUAGUCUUGGUUACGUCAUCAGGGUCCUUUGGCUCUACGCUAUGACAGGAAGCUGGGUGUACCCUGUAUUUACCACCCUCAGCCCACUGGGCAUCGUGACCUUCUGCUCUGCCGGCUACAUCUUGACUGCCAGCAUCUACCUGCUUGGAGAGAAGCUCAACCACUGGAAAUGGGGUGACAUGAUGCAGUCCUUGAAGGAGAAGUGACCACACUCCAAGAGCCAAGGAAGAAGAACACGUCUUGCAUCUGCUCCCUAUUAUCAUUAGUACUAGUCCUGUUUGGGGUGGGGGUGGAACAACAUGGAAAAGUAACAAGGAUGGA
Molecule: messenger RNA, 1145 nt
Organism: Jaculus jaculus (lesser Egyptian jerboa)
Lineage: Eukaryota; Metazoa; Chordata; Mammalia; Rodentia; Dipodidae
Gene: Adtrp
Product: androgen dependent TFPI regulating protein
Exons: 7
Coding region: 314-1030 (238 amino acids)
Cellular component (GO): endomembrane system; membrane
Source: RefSeq, a predicted model, not a curated record